Kwoniella shivajii is the source of this 1710-nucleotide messenger RNA. RefSeq lists its product as uncharacterized. Gene Ontology annotation, molecular function: fatty acid amide hydrolase activity; amidase activity. The record is from RefSeq and is a predicted model, not a curated record. The coding region runs from base 1 to 1710 and encodes 569 amino acids. NCBI's taxonomy places the organism in Eukaryota, Fungi, Basidiomycota, Tremellomycetes, Tremellales, Cryptococcaceae. Gene Ontology annotation, biological process: fatty acid catabolic process. The transcript is spliced from 17 exons.
AUGGUCUCUAGUACUACCAGGUAUGCAGCUGGACGAAAGCAAGAUGAGAGAGAGCAACUGGUCCAUGAGAUGGAGGAGAGAUUCGGUUUGUUGAGUGAACAUCCUGAGGAUAAAGUGAUUCUCAAUACAAGCCCAGAAUGUAUAGUAGCGAAUCUUAAAGGAUGGAAAGAUGGAUGGACUGCUGAGAGGGUUAUGAUGGCUUUUAUAAGAGCAGCUUGUGCAGCCCAAAGGAAAACAAAUUGUCUUACAGAAAUCAUGUUCGAACAAGCUCUACAAAAAGCUAAGAUCAUGGAUAAGGAAUACGCAGCUACAGGAAUUGCCGAAGGAGAUUUCUGGGGAUUACCAUCUAGUUUUAAAGAUACUUACAACAUUCUAGGUGUAGAUUCCUCACUUGGCUGUUCACAACACUGCUUCGUCCCCACCGAGAAAGAAGAGGACGAGGCGACACUCGUCAAGUUUUUUAGAUCUGCCGGCGGAAUUCCUUUUUGUAAGACCAAUAUACCUCAAACUCUCCUGGCUUUCGAAUGUCGAAAUCCGAUAUUUCUCACCACUACAAACCCUUACUCGUCAGAGAGGACGUGCGGCGGAAGUUCAGGUGGAGAAGCAGCUCUUAUAGCUCUUCAUGGUAGUCCAUUCGGUUGGGGAUCAGACAUCGGUGGAUCACUUCGGAUUCCAGCACAUUACAGUGGUAUAUGCGGCUUAAAGCCCGUUAGAGGUAGAUGGCCUAUACUAGGUCAAAGAAGUAGUACCAAAGGAUUUGAAGGGAUAAAAGGAAUGGUUGGACCAAUGGCUAGAACAGUUGAUGAUUUGAUUUUCGCUUCCAAGACAAUGAUCAACAUGACUCACUCAGUCGCGGAUCUGGGUUUCAACGGUGAAAUAUUCAUUCCUCUCCCAUGGAAAGAAGUUGAAUUGCCAAAGAAAUUGAGAGUUGGAUAUUGGACUCAAGAUCAUUUGAUAAAGACCAGUCCAGCAUGUGUCAGAGCGGUAGAGGAAUGUGUUAGGAAAUUGAAUGAUGCAGGACAUGAAGUGGUCAGAUUCGAACCUCCCGAUAUCGCCGAGGCUCUGAAAAUUUUCGCAGGAUUAACUUCAGCUGAAGGUUAUAAAUCGUUAUUGGGUAACAUUGGUUCUGACCCAAUGGAAUCAUCCAUGCGUCUCGUAACACUGGGUUCCAAAUUGCCUCGUUGGCUACAUUGGGUACUCUGCUGGGUGGUGGAAAACCUUUUCAAAGACCAUCUGUUCGCUUCAAUUUUUGCUACCUCGAGGCCUAAGAGCGUCCAGGAGCUCUGGCAAUUCACUGCCAGGCGGGACAUUUACGCUAAUGCGUUUAGGAAAUUAGUCUGGGAAGAUGAGGAAUUCGAUAUGCUUUUAUGUCCUGUUCAAGCUGUACCUGCCCUAGAGCACGGAACCACAAAACUGCUUUCUCCGUUAUCUGUCGCGACGAUCUUAUUCAAUGUAGUAGACUCCACUGUUGGAGUCAUACCUGUGACUCACGUCGACAAAAGCCUGGAUAUUCAUGCGUCGAAUUACCUGGAAAAUAGUCAAGGAUCAUGGAUCUUGGAGAAAAGGGUUUAUGAAAAUGGAGGAGCUUACGAUGCGGAGAAAAUGCACGGAUUACCCGUUGGUGUACAGAUUGUAGGGAAGCAGUGGGAGGAAGAGAAAGUGUUGAGCAUGAUGAAGGUUGUAGAAGAUUUGGUGAGAUAUGAAGCGUGA